Messenger RNA from Pelobates fuscus (common spadefoot toad), 2703 nucleotides. RefSeq names its product MAP3K7 C-terminal like (gene MAP3K7CL). The record is from RefSeq and is a predicted model, not a curated record. Bases 465 to 893 code for a protein of 142 amino acids. Lineage: Eukaryota; Metazoa; Chordata; Amphibia; Anura; Pelobatidae. The transcript is spliced from 5 exons. Gene Ontology annotation, cellular component: cytosol; nucleus.
GCCCUGUGAAGUAAGUCUGUUUGUAUUUUAGGUUUGCCAGGACUAAUGAAUUAAAAGCCUUGACCUCUUCUGGUUUGUCACUUUUUAAAGCCUCUGACAAGAGGGUUUUUCCCCUGAAGCAUGACAACAUACUAAAAGUUCAGUGCGAAGGAAUGAAACUAAACGUUGCAUAGAGGAGAGAAGCAACGAGCGGAGGUCCUUUGGGAAAGCAAAGCCAUUUAGACAUUCAGGUAGCCCACAUGCUGCACUAGCAGCUGUCCGAGUCUUUCAUUGCCUGUCAGUCUGUUACUAUGCAGCAGGUGCAGACUUUUCUGCUAUUGACUUUUUACUCCAUAAAGACGAAGACCAGCCAAGUCAGUGACUGACGCAGGAUUACUCAAGUGCAGACACACUCAUCUGAGUGAGGUGUUUUGUUGGAGAACAGGGGCAGCUGAGAUCUGGAAGGACACAUAAUUGAGGUCCCCAUGAUUACCACAGCAAGGAUACCUGCUGAUAAACCCGUUCGAAUUUCCUUCAGUCUUAAUGACUCUACAGAUGAAUCAUCUGCAGAGAAUGCUUUCCCUCUUGCUUUCCCGGAUCUAGAUCAGCAACUUCAGCCUCUCCCACCAUGUAACACCUCCAAAGAAUCGAUGCACUUAUAUAAGCAGCACUGUAAGAUUGCUGAGGAAUAUCAUGAAGUUAAGAGGGAAAUAGCUCUACUGGAGGAAAGAAGGAAAGAGCUGAUGGCCCGGCUGGAUCAAGUAGAAAAGGAAAAUUCUGAUGCAGUUCACUUGGCCAUGGAAUAUGAAGAGCUGACAAUAGAGAAUCAAAGCCUUAACGUAGCUCACUCGCGAUGUAAAGAACAACUAGAAAAAAUAAGACAGCAGUAUCAAAAAAGGCAGGGGUCUUCCUAACCCUCGUGCGGCAGACACUGUGCAGUGAACCAACACAGGUCUCUAAGGAAAUUGGAUAAUAUAUCAGCACUUUCUUUUUAAAACGUUAUUAGAAGUGUUGCUUACUAACAGGGCUGGAUUACCUACUAAGCACACUAGGCUUUAAUCAGAGCACCAUUGUUCUAGGGUUAUGCUGUAAAUUUACGGGAGUGGAUAAACAAAGCCCUCCCAGUUAUUUUGUACACCACAACCACUUUUCACAAACCUAUGCCAUGUUCUUCUCAUGCCAUAUCUCUGUCCUGCUUGUGCUCAAUAAUCACACAAAUUCUUUCAUUGUUAUUGAAACAUUUCAGUUUUUAACUGUAUUAGAUUUAGUUCCAUUGUAUCUUAAAGGUGCUCUUUCACCUUCUGGGAUUCUUGCACCACAAUGGUGACUGCUCCGCUUGUUGUGUGGGGGCAGGGUAAGGCAGUUUUUACCUACCUGCACCUGUCCCUUGUGGGCGCCACCAUCUUUCCAUGAGGUCGUCUUCAGCUACUGACACGUCAUCUGCCAGGAGCCGAUGUCAUUGCUGUACACUUGUGAACGAGCAACACUGACGCCUAUUAAGGAUCCCGGAAGGAUCCUCUCCAUAAAACCAGCCCUUUUCUCUUCAGCCACUAGUGAUGACUAAUGGCUUGACAAGACUUUUCUUAAACUUUGUCAAGCGUAGGAAAAACACACAAGACAAAGUAGUCCCUACUUUGACUUAUAAUAUCUUUUGACUAGGUUGGAAUUUCAGUGAAAUUCCAACAGUCUUUAUGAGCAUUUCAUGAAUAUGUUAUCUUUCUGAAAUGAUGAUUCUUUGGGGGGGAGAGCGGGGUGAGGGGGGAGUGAUAGAGCGACAGAGCAAUUUUAAAAGGGUGCUUAUAAUAUUUAAGUCUGGGAGCGACUGGGAAAUAAAACUAGACCUGCUUACUAAACAACCGCAGGAAUACUAUAGAAGUAAGAUAAUCUCAUAAGGCAGAAGCAGAGUUUGUAUGUGAUAGGCAGUCCGUGUCAUAGUUAUACAGAGAAAGUAGAAUAUCUUGGGCGUCAGAGGACUCUAAGACUCAGCUGAUGUUUUUUUUUUUGCUAAACUGGACAUCGUGGAGAAAUGGAAAGGGCUGGAUUCUCUGUAAACAAAGUUAGGGUAACGGAAUAGCAAAUCCUCUGUUUAGUUCUAUGGGAACCCUUACUGUGCGAAGACAAUCCAGCCUAAAAUUUGCAAUUUUCCUUUUUAGUUCUUUACUAUUUCCAUUUUAGACAAUAACAUUGAAUGCUUUAUUCACUAAAUAGUAACUGUAGUAAAAUGUAGUAAACUUUGGAUAAAAUGCAUACCGACGCUUUGACUAUAAUUGGAGUUGGGGGUAUCAGCACUUGUUGCAUACAUUUUGCAUUUGGAUGUGAAUUCAUUGCAAUUUACCAUUUAGUGAAUAAACAUUUCUAUAUUUUUAUUUUACUUUUGAUGCCCUGUGGUUUAAGAGAUGAUUUGUUGUUUUAUUAUUUCUCUGUUGAUGAAUAGGUAGUUUAGCGAAUAAUGCAGUGUUAUAAGAUGAAUGCCUCAGAUCUUCUUUAAAAUCGUAUAUUCUUGACAAAUAAGCUAUUUAGACCAAUUUUAGAUUCGGCUAGUAUUCAUAUCUAUGUACCAAAUAUUUUAAUUCUUAUUCAUUUUGAAAAUCCAAACCACGCACAUAAAUUAUUCUUUAAUCAUGUAAAGGUUUUGCCCUGAUUUUGCCACACAUGUCUAACCAGUUUUUGAAUGUGCUUAUAACCUAGUAAAGAUAAAAUAAACAAAUUGAUUUUGCCAACAUA